Molecule: messenger RNA, 1074 nt
Organism: Boeremia exigua
Lineage: Eukaryota; Fungi; Ascomycota; Dothideomycetes; Pleosporales; Didymellaceae
Product: 40S ribosomal protein S26
Exons: 5
Coding region: 307-666 (119 amino acids)
Biological process (GO): translation
Cellular component (GO): cytosolic small ribosomal subunit; ribosome
Molecular function (GO): structural constituent of ribosome; mRNA binding
Source: RefSeq, a predicted model, not a curated record
CUUGUGGUUACCAUGAGUAGACAUCUUGAUCUCAAGCAAUCGUUCGUGAAUGCUCGGAUACCUACAAUUACGCGAUGAAGUCCUCUCGUUGUGGGGCAAUGUGCGGCGCCGCUUUGGUACUAGCGGCGCUACUUGGCCUGUGCAAUGCGUAGCUCUAGCGCCCACACAGCCGGCUCGAAUUCAAGCGAGCUCUCCAGCCCACGACAUCAACUGACUUUAGGUAUCCCACAUCUACAGUACGUGCCCCGAGCAGUUCGCAUUGCGGAAGAAGCCUAGUCACUCACACGUCCUCAGAAUCAGCCCAACAUGGUCAAGAAGCGAGCAUCCAACGGUCGUAACAAGAAGGGCCGCGGCCACGUCAAGCCCAUCCGCUGCUCCAACUGCUCGCGAUGCACUCCCAAGGACAAGGCGAUCAAGAGAUUCACCAUCCGCAACAUGGUCGAGUCCGCCGCCAUCCGUGACAUCUCUGAUGCUUCCGUCUUCCCCGAGUACACUGUCCCCAAGAUGUACCUUAAGUUGCAGUAUUGCGUGUCCUGCGCUAUCCACGGCAAGAUCGUGCGCGUCCGUUCCCGCGAAGGCCGCCGCAACCGCGCUCCCCCGCCUCGCGUUAGGUUCAACCGUGACGGAAAGAAGGUCACACCUCAGGUUGCUGCCAAGACAUCCUAGAUUGUCACCAUGUCGGGCUUAGGAGGACGUUGAGCAAGGACAUGGAGAGGCGUCAAAGCCACAGACUGGCUGUGGGAUCAUGUCAAAAAUGUAUACCACAUGCUUCAGCACACCGGCAAUUCAGUCUCUGCGCGGUUCUGCCAUUGAGUCUUGUUUGUCCGUCAUAGAGGCGCAACUCGUAGCCUUCAAGAUUGAUGAGGCAAUUCGAUACGAAGAAGAAUGAAAUCACUCAAUACAGUUCCAAAACCAUCACUAAUGAGUACACCUGCGAUAUGGAAGAAGGCCACAAGAUCCAGUGCAAUCCAAAGAUGUCUCCUAGUAUGCAGAUAGCUCGUGCGAAGUACAGUAUAGCAGGAGUAAGUAAUCAAUGUAGAUCCUUAAAUAUUCUUCUUCUAGCAGCACCUCUCU